This is a messenger RNA of Gamsiella multidivaricata, 1896 nucleotides long. RefSeq lists its product as uncharacterized. The record is from RefSeq and is a predicted model, not a curated record. The transcript is spliced from 4 exons. Lineage: Eukaryota; Fungi; Mortierellomycota; Mortierellomycetes; Mortierellales; Mortierellaceae. Bases 25 to 1701 code for a protein of 558 amino acids.
ACUCUUCAAAGAAACACUCCAAACAUGGCCGCCGGUCAAACCGCUGACAUCCACCAGAACCCCACUCCAGUCCAGAAGCGGCCAGAAAGAAUCGACAUUGGCGAUGGACUCAUCAUGCGCUGGUCUACUCGAGCCGAUGCAGAGAAUGUAGCCAACUGUAUGGCCGAGGCUUUCCGCUGGAUCCAAAUGGGGGUCCAAAUAAAGGAGGAUGAGGAGCCCGAGCCCAACGAGAUAGUCCGAGCAGCAAUGCUACGACUCCUCCGUGGAAACGCUGGCGUCAUGUCCGAGUACGACUACGCCCUUGUCGAGAAUACCUUGGCCAAGGAGGGAGAGAACCCUAUCGUCGCGUGCGUUAGUCUACACGCCGUUCCUGGUUACUACGGCAAUGUCAAACUGCAGUAUGGCAGACCUGAAUGCGUCGGUUCACUUCCAGCCUACCGCAAUAGGGGCCUCGUCCGCCGCCUGUUCCUCGAGAUGAUUAACCCGGCCAGUGAUGCUCGGGGCGACAUUAUCCAGUACAUCCCAGGCAUCCCUCACUUCUACCGCCAGUUCGGAUACGAGUACGCUCUUUCCAUCCCUACUCCUCUUCGAGUCGAGAACCUCGCUGCUGCAAUCCCUCCACGCCCUACCAAAGCACAGGAAUCAGACCCUGAACCUGAGUCCGAGCCCUUCUCGCUCCGUAUGCCCGCCCUGGACGACAUCCCCUACUUGCUCAAGAUGAGCACCCCGAAAAAGCUCCACGUCCAUGCCGAGCUCGGCCUGAUCUAUGACGAGGCUUACUGGCGGUACACUAUCCACGACCGGAUCCAGACCGCGCAGUCCAAGUACGACUGCACUCGGAGGUCCAGGAUUAUCGUCGAUGCAAAGACAGGCAAGGACUGCGGCGUGAUCGUCGCGGACAUGGGGAGAUCUCUCACACUCACAGUCUUCUCGCUCGAAGAUGGCUACCACUACCGAGACGCCAUCCACCCGGUCCUCAGGCAGAUGAUCGACAUUCUGAACCAGCCCAACCGCUGGGAGCUGAAGGAGGAGAAGGAGGCGGCGGCAAAGGCCCAGAGCAAUGCGAUCGAUGCCAAGAGUGACAGCGGCGAUGAGAGCAAGAAGGAUGAAGAGAAGCAAAAGACGGUGAGAGAGCCCAAGGUCAAGGCCAUCACCAGUUUCCUGGACCGCAAGCACCCGGUAUCGAGACUCCUCGAAAGCGCGUCCACUCCCAUGCCAUGGAACUACAAGCUCUACACCCGCAUUCUCUCCUACGCCAAGUUCAUCCUGAAGGUCGCGCCCGAGCUCGAGGCUCGCCUUGCAAAGUCGCCCCUGGCUGGUAUCACUGUCACUUUACACUGUGACUUCUUUCGCAAGAUGCUCGGGACUUCAGGACGAGGCCUCGAGGUGGUCAUCCGCAAUGGCAAGAUCGUCUCUGCCUCUGACGGCUGGGUUCCUCCUACUCCCGAGGAAACGAUGCUUGCGGCCCGUGCACGGAUCGCAAAGGCCAAGGAGGAAGGCCGUCCCGACAAGAAGCCGCUCGAAUUCAAAGCCGAUUUUGCACCAAUGACCUUCACGCGGCUGUUGGUGGGCGACUUGAGCAUUGAUGAGAUGCUGCACUUCUAUGGAGAGUGCUCAGUCCAAGGUGGACCUGAAGCCAAGCUCCUGCUCGAGAUCCUAUUCCCCAAGCAGGAAUUCUAUUGCGAUAUGUUUUGGUGGUAGUAGAUCAUUUGCCUCUGUAUUGUCCAACGUCCUGCACUUCCCUUUUUCAGCGCUACAAUGAGUUUCUCAUUAUGCAUGUUGCUGCCCAACGAAGGAUGAGGAAAGAUCGUAGGCCGAAUUAAUUAAAUAAUAUCUAUCUAUGUGGAAUACAAACAUCUGCACGCUGUCAAUCGACAAAAGGAAAACUUGUGCAAC